AUGUCGUCAGACCCGCCGUGUUACCUUCCAGAUGACUCGGACGAAUCGCCUGAGCAUAGUGACGAUAGCGGGGAUAGCUCUAGCGAGGAUACUGGUAAACGGAGAGAAGCCAAGGAGAUAGUCUCGGCGAUUCUGCUGGCGGCAGCAGCGUCGGAUGCGGAGAGCCGUCCGAUUGGCGACGAUGAGGUGGACGCGGUGCUGCGAGAGUUAGGCGUUAACGUCAGCAAUGACGUCAGCAACAACGUCAGCAGGGACUGUAACGCUGGGGACAACAGCGAAGGGGAGUCGUCUCGGAGAGAGGAGAGAGAAGAGGAUGGAGGAACGGAGAGAGGGAAGGAGAGAGGAGGAAAGGGAGGAGAAUGGGGCGGAGAGGGGCGAGGAGAGGGGAGAGGAGAGGGGAGAGUGGAGGACAGAGGAGGAGGAAGCGUAGCAAAUAGAGUCAGUGAGAGUGAGGGCGUGGGGAAUGCCGAGCCGGGCGAACAGGGUGGGGAAAUGGGUAAAGAACGGUUGAGAGAGAUGAAGAGGGAGAAGGACGGGGAGAGGGAGGGAGAAGAUCAGGAGAGGAAGGAGAAGGAGGAGAGAGUAGAGAGGGAGGACGAGAGGAAGAGAGAAAGGGGGAGAAGGGAGCAAGUGAGGGAGAGGGAGAGGGAGAAACGGGAGGAGGAGGCGGUGAGGGAGAAGGAGAAAGCGAGGGAGGAGGAGAGGAGGAGGGAGGAGGAGAGUGAGAGAGUGAGGAGGAGAGGCACUGGCAGGUCGCUGUGGUCACACGGGUGGCUGCCGGGCAAGAGACACGCGGAUGAGGACGAGAAUCAGCAGGAGUGGCGGCAGCACGGGCGGCAUUUCCUGGUGGUUACCAACGCGGGCAAGCCUGUCUUCUCACGGUACGGUGACGAGUACAAGCUAGCAGCGUUCGGAGGGGUGCUGCAGGCGCUGGUGGCAUAUGUGGAGUCGACGGGAGAUCACAUCAGGAGCAUCAGUGCUGGGCUGCAUCAGGUCCUCUUCCUCGUGCGAGGCUCCUUCUACCUCGUCGCCAUCACAGACGCGGGCGAGCCAGAGCCAAUCAUAGAGCGACAGCUGGACCACCUGCACAAGAUGCUCCUCAUGCUGCUGACGUCAGCCAUCGAGAGGUCUUUUCUGCGCAACCCCAAGUUUGACAUCCGGCCACUGCUGGGCGGCACAGACCGUCUCUUCUCCGCUCUCAUCCACUCCUUCUCCUGGGACCCAGCCAGCUACCUCUCCUCCAUGCGCUGCCUGCGCAUACCAGCAUGGGUGCGCACAACAGUGAGCGGGGCGAUCAAGUCCGCUGCUGCCGCCUCCCCUGCGCUCUUCGCGGUGGUCUUCUCGGGCUUUGAGGUGGUGACCGUGGCGCACAGGAAGAGAGAGCCUCUUCACCCCGAUGACAUUUUCCUACUGCUCAACUUCCUCAACGCCUCAGACUCCUUCCGCACGUCACCCGAAUCCUUCACGCCUGUGUGCCUCCCUCACUACAACCCCGCCGCCUUCCUCUAUGCCUAUGUGCACUACUGGGCAGCAGAGCAGCCGUUGCUGUGCACUGGCAAUUCAAACCCAUCCACUUCUUUCUUCCCCUUUCUCUUCCCCACUCUCGUCCCCUACCUCCCUCCACAAUCCCCCCUGUAUGUGUUCCCUCCCACCCUCCCAAACGCCCAGCACAUCCCCUGA
Closterium sp. Naga37s-1 is the source of this 1680-nucleotide messenger RNA. NCBI's taxonomy places the organism in Eukaryota, Viridiplantae, Streptophyta, Zygnematophyceae, Desmidiales, Closteriaceae. The record is from the annotation of a GenBank genome assembly.